UUGACCGGGAUCUCUAGAAUAUAAGGUAUGGCGUAAGAACACUCCAUAGGAUCCCACUGCCACUUAUAUGUAAGUGGCAAUGGGAUCUCUGGAUCUUUGUCGAUGGAUCUGCAGUGGAUGAUGAUCUGAUGUGGAUAGAUCAUCUGCAGUGGAUCUCUCUUUAGCUCCUCUCCAACUUUUACCAUUUCCUCAAGCACAACCACCUGGUUUUAUUUCUAAUAUUCCAAUGACUCAAUUAUUUAACACAUAUAAUGAAUGGCCUCCUCUUCAACCUGUUGGAUUGGGAACUAAUUUAGGUGUUGGAUGGAAUACUUUUGGUACUUCAUAUGUUUCUGGAAAUAUUAAUAGCGGAAAAAAUACCUAUACUCGUCCACCAUCAAUGCCAAUUGAUCAAUUUUUCCAUAAUUCUGCUCAUGUUAUUGUUUUACUUGGACUAUUUCUUCGUUUAGAACAAUAUGGAGAAUUACUUAUUGAAAUGGAUCGGGAAAAGACAAAGCAAUUACUUCGAAUGAUUUUGGACAUACAUUCAUGGAUUACAUGUAAAGUUUUAAAUUUAUUUUUUUUAAAUUGUUAA
Messenger RNA from Meloidogyne enterolobii, 574 nucleotides. Lineage: Eukaryota; Metazoa; Nematoda; Chromadorea; Rhabditida; Meloidogynidae. The record is from the annotation of a GenBank genome assembly.